Messenger RNA from Coregonus sp. 'balchen', 698 nucleotides. The record is from the annotation of a GenBank genome assembly. Lineage: Eukaryota; Metazoa; Chordata; Actinopteri; Salmoniformes; Salmonidae.
ACGUGUCCACUUCUACUGCGAGUUUUCACCACCACCAAUGGCAGACAUCACAGGAUGGAUGAGUUUGGUAGAGGGAACGUUCCUUCCAGCGAGCUCCAGAUUUACACCUGGUAAGACUAUCAAUUACCAGCUGUUCAGAGUAGACACUAAAUUAGAUGGUGUCGGUCAGAAUACCAAAAAUUACAUUCAAAAGCUGUCCCUCCCCUUUGUUUAUGAAACUGUAUUUAAUUUAAUUCAGGUUGGACGCUACGCUGAAAGAGCUCACAAGUCUUGUGAAAGAAGUCUACCCUGAAGCUCGGAAAAAAGGCACACAUUUUGGCUUUGCCGUAGUCUACCCGGAACCUAAGCGACAAGGUUACAGGUAACUGAUGAUUUUCAUUCACAGAACUGCCCUGUAAUAUUAUAAUUUUUUGUAAACAUUUUUAGUCAUUUAGCAGACGCUCUUAUCCAGAGCGACUUAGUUAGUGAGUGCAUACAUUUUUCAUAUCAAUGAACAGCCACAGAAAACACUGUUAAUAUGGUUCCUAUUGGUUUGUUUCAGGGUAAAGGAUAUAGGCAACACAUUGUCUGGACGGAAGGGUCCAGAUGAUGCCAUGACCUUACAAUCACAGCGAUUUCGGAUUGGAGACUACCUGGAUAUCGCCAUCACCCCUCCCAACAGAGCACCCCCUCUACCAGGGCGCAUGAGACCCUAUUGA